Momordica charantia (bitter melon) is the source of this 2462-nucleotide messenger RNA. The record is from RefSeq and is a predicted model, not a curated record. NCBI's taxonomy places the organism in Eukaryota, Viridiplantae, Streptophyta, Magnoliopsida, Cucurbitales, Cucurbitaceae.
UUUUCAAUUUUGGUUGUGAAGAGAGAGAGAGAGAGACAGUGAGAAGAGAGGGCGUUGGGAAAGCGGCUCUUCUUUCUUCGCUUCUCUCAAACCAAACGAACUCUUCCUUUUCGGCGCUCUAAAUUCUAAAUUCUCAUAAGGUGGAACAAAGCUCAGCUCCCACAGGCUCCUCCAUCUCUGGUUUUCGCGACGCGAGGUGGUUGACGAAGGAGGUUUUGGGAUUUGGGUCCUUCUGCUGCUGCUGGAAUUGUUGUUCCUUAGGUAUUUUUUUGUUUUCUGUUUUUAAUUUUGGAUCCUUGGUGAAAAUGUGUGAGAUGCGCUUAAUUCUCUAUGGGGCUUGAGGCUUUUGGCUGGACUUGGGGCAAUGAUAAGAUAUACAUUUGAGAUUUUCGUUGGUUUUCAACUUUGUGGUUAGAAUAAUUGGUUAGAUAGUGAUGUCUAUGAACAAUAAUAAUCCGCCGAAGAGCCUGGGGGCGGCAUCUUCAUCGCCUUUUGGAAAUUCUGGAAUAGUUCCACCAUCUAUGGCGGCAAAUUCGACCUUUUCCCAGCCGCAAGCUCAACCCCAAUUAGGAGCUGGCUUUCAAACUCCAUUUCAGCUCUCCCCAGCUCAGGCUUUUGCUCAAGCUCAGUUAAAGGCUCAAGUUCAUGCCCAAGCUCAAGCACAAGCGGCUCACGCCCAGUUUCAAGCUCAGUUACAAGCUCAGGGGCUGUCCCUAACUCAGAGUCAGACUGUUGGUGGUGGGAACAUGGGUUCUCCUUCACCAGGAUUUUCCACGCCCGGCCUUGCAGGUGUGAAGCGGAUUCCUCAAAAGCCACCAGUUCGGCCUCCUAUUCUUUCUCCCUCUACCACGUUUUCGCCAUUGAAAACAAUGGAAAUCACGCCUGCUGCUCGCAAAAAGAAGCAGAAACUACCGGAGAAGCAGCUUCAAGACAAAGUUGCUGCAAUCUUACCCGAGUCUGCUCUCUACACUCAGCUGCUUGAGUUCGAGUCUCGUGUUGAUGCUGCUCUUGCAAGAAAAAAGGUCGACAUCCAUGAGGCGCUUAAAAAUCCGCCUUGCAUUCAGAAAACUCUUCGGAUUUAUGUCUUCAACACAUUUGCAAAUCAAGUUAACACAAUACCCAAAAAACCAAAUGCAGACCCUCCUACCUGGACCCUUAAGAUAAUAGGUAGAAUCUUGGAAGAUGGGAUCGACCCUGAUCAUCCCAGUGUGGUACAAAGAUCAAACCCUUUGUACCCGAAGUUUUCAUCUUUCUUCAAGAGAGUAACCAUUUCCUUGGACCAGAGGUUAUAUCCAGACAGUCACAUUAUUGUAUGGGAGAAUGCGCGGUCACCUGCACCCCAUGAGGGCUUUGAGGUGAAGAGAAAAGGGGAUAAAGAGUUUUCGGUUAACAUUCGGUUAGAAAUGAAUUAUAUUCCAGAGAAAUUUAAGCUGUCACCUGCUUUAAUGGAAGUUCUUGGUAUUGAAGUCGAUACCCGCCCAAGAAUAAUAGCUGCAAUCUGGCAUUAUGUAAAGGCUAGAAAACUUCAGAAUCCCAAUGAUCCAUCUUUCUUCCAUUGUGAUCCGCCUCUUCAAAAGGUCUUUGGGGAAGAUAAGUUGAAAUUCACCAUGGUUUCACAGAGAAUAUCACAGCAUUUAUUCCCUCCGCAGCCUAUACAUCUGGAGCAUAAGAUUAAGCUUUCGGGGAAUAGUCCAGCGGGUACGGCAUGUUAUGAUGUGUUGGUUGAUGUACCUUUUCCAAUUCACAGGGAACUGUCUGCAUUAUUAGCCAAUGCAGAGAAGAACAAGGAGAUUGAUUCAUGUGACGAAGCAAUCUGUACAGCUAUAAGAAAAAUUCACGAGCAUCGUCGGAGACGUGCAUUUUUCCUUGGGUUCAGUCAGUCCCCAGUUGAGUUUAUUGAUGCCCUGAUUGAAUCUCAAAGCAAGGAUCUGAAACUUCUUGCGGGAGAAGCUAGUCGGAAUGCUGAAAAGGAGCGCCGGUCAGAUUUCUUCAAUCAACCAUGGGUUGAAGAUGCCGUAAUCCGAUACAUAAAUCGCAAACCCACGACAGGAAGYGAUGCACCCGGAAGUACAUGACUGGGACCUUGUCGAGCUGCUAUGGAAUGCCAUUUUUGUUGGGAGUUUCAUGGGAUUAGCGAGCUAAGAUUCGUGUAAGACACCCUUUAGUUUAGUAGCAACUGCGCGAUCGUCUCGAACGCUWUGCAAAUACUUCAUGAACACAUAUAUAUGGUAUGCCAAUUCCAGAAAACAUGCUCUUUAGUCUUCUUUGCUAGCAGUAAUCAUCAAUUAGCUGGUGAUGAGAAUGCUUUAUGAACAACAUAUGGAUUCUUCAUAGUCAUUUAAAAUUUUCUUAGAGAGCAUCCUUUAAUUGUAGUAUGGAAUAUUUCUUGUAAUAGAAUCUGCAUCCAUAUAAAGUUGAGAAUUUUUUCUAGUAAAGAUUUGUGAUGGUAAACAGUCCUUGAA